AUGGGAAUGGGAAUGAGAAUGGGAAUGGAAAUGGAAAAUGAGAAUGGGAAAAUAAAUGAAGUGACGGGAUAUGAUUUCCAACGUGGAAGUGGCGCUGGGGGCGCUGGUGGCGUAUACGGCCUUUUUGUUACUGACAUCAAUGUUCCAGAAAUUGUUGACUUUCGGGAUAAUGUGACUUUGUCGUGCAGCUAUGAUAUGAGUGGGCACACAUUAAACUCCGUGAAAUGGUACAAAGAUGAAAAUGAGUUUUUCAGAUACUCACCAAUGAUGUCCCCGGUUUACAUGAAAUUUCCAGUUGUUGGAAUUGUGGUCAGUGAAAACAAAAAUUUCUGCAACGAAUUUUCGUGCCAAAUAGAAUUAAAUUUGCAAGGACAAACAUCAUCAGGUGUUUACCGCUGCGAGGUUUCCGGUGAUGCACCACACUUCAAACUCACAACAAAAGCUGCAAAUAUGACAGUUUCAGCACUGCCGCAAAAUAAUCCGCUUAUAAGAAGCUUUCACUCAAUGUACCGGCUUGAUGAAUUCGUCACAGCAAACUGCUCAUCGGAUUACUCAAGUCCGCCAGCAACAUUGACUUGGUACAUAAAUGGCGAGAGGGCUUUUCCAGGUGAAUUACAACCUACCAUCGAACAAACCAUACCUGCGCACGAUUACAACUUGACGAAACAAACCUUGCAAGUACAUUUCUAUCUUAAUGGACCGAGAUACUUCAAUUCGGGAAGGAUGUUGCAGUUGAAGUGUGUGGCGGAAAUCGACAAAUAUCCAAAGCUGAGGCGAGAGACAACGUUAAGUGCCUCCCUAAUGCAUGAUGAAAAUUUAAACAAUCAAAUGCUGCUAAGCUCGGUACAGGAAUUUCCUUUUGUUACUAAAGUUUUGGACCUAAAUGUGAUUUGA
Messenger RNA from Eupeodes corollae, 894 nucleotides. RefSeq lists its product as uncharacterized. The transcript is spliced from 6 exons. Lineage: Eukaryota; Metazoa; Arthropoda; Insecta; Diptera; Syrphidae. The record is from RefSeq and is a predicted model, not a curated record. Bases 1 to 894 code for a protein of 297 amino acids.